This is a messenger RNA of Schistosoma mattheei, 2231 nucleotides long. NCBI's taxonomy places the organism in Eukaryota, Metazoa, Platyhelminthes, Trematoda, Strigeidida, Schistosomatidae. The record is from the annotation of a GenBank genome assembly.
AGUGUCUUUGACGAAAGCUGGUAUUUCAAUUUUCCGUUGUUCGGAUAUGUUUCUUCGGUCCCGUAGACUUCUUUUGAGGUUGCGCACUGUCUACAAACCGAGUGCUUGCUUUUCGAGUGGAAAAAGACAAAAUUUACCAGUUUUUACACAGAGGUCUGUCAUUUACAGGCCGAUCAUCCUAACGAAUCAUGAUUUGCCUUUGUUGUCUUUCAAACGUUUUAUGUCUUAUCCUCCUCAUCUCGUAAUUAAACUUCCCAACUUGUCUCCUACAAUGGAGACAGGUACGGUUGUAAGCUGGGCAAAGAACGAAGGCGAUGAAGUUUCGGAAGGUGACCUACUUGCUGAAAUCGAAACGGACAAAGCAACUAUGUCAUUUGAUGCCAGUGAGUCUGGAUAUCUUGCGAAAAUCUUGGCCCCUGCUGGAAGCAAGGAUAUACCUGUCGGAACAGCUCUAUGUAUCAUAGUUCAAGACGAAAGUGCCGUCACGGCUUUCAAGGAUUAUGUAACUGGACCAACAGAACAAGUUUCUACUCCAAAAACUGAAGUACCCAAACCUCAGGUCCCUCCUGCUGCUGCUCCUCAGCCUUCACCAGCUACACAUAAGCCUAUUGCUCCUACUCCCAAAGCACCAGCAACCGGAGAAAGGACUGUUGUUUCACCGUUCGCUCGUCGUUUGGCUGCUGAAAAGGGACUUGAUUUGUCAAAUGUAGUUGGCACUGGCAUGUACGGCAUGAUUCGUUCUACUGACUUAAAUCUUGAAUCUCUUGAUCAAAAAGCUAGCACAAUGACUAGUGGUCCAAUGUUAAAUUAUGGAAAAUUCGAGGAUAUUAAUGUUAGCAACAUGCGAUCAGUAAUUGCUAAACGAUUAACUGAAUCAAAACGAACUAUUCCACAUUAUUAUUUAACAAUGGAUAUUCAAGUAGAUGAAAUUUUAGAAAUACGCUCUAAAAUUAAUUCAAGUUUAUCUAAUUUAAAUGACUCAAAAUCUGAUGAACCUGUGCCAAAAAUAAGUUUAAAUGAUAUUCUUAUAAAAGCAGCAUCAUUGACAUGUUUAAAAGUACCUGAAUGUAAUUCAUCUUGGCAUGGUGAUUUUAUUCGACAAUAUCAUACUGUCGAUGUAAGUGUAGCUGUGGCUAUUCCUUCUGGAUUAAUCACACCAAUAAUAUUUUCUGCAGAUACAAAGGGUUUAGUACAAAUCAAUAAAGAAAUGCGAAUGUUAGUUACUAAAGCUAAACAGAAUAAAUUAAAACCUCAAGAAUAUCAGGGUGGAACAUUUUCAAUUUCUAAUUUGGGGAUGUUUGGAAUUACUAAUUUCUGUGCUAUAAUUAAUCCACCUCAAGCAUGUAUUCUUACUGUUGGUAGUACAAGACCAAAAAUUCUACCAGAUAAUAAAAAUCCUAAAGGAUUUAAAGAAGCGAAUAUUUUAUCAGUUACAUUAUGCUGUGAUCAUCGUGUUGUUGAUGGAGCAGUUGGAGCUUAUUGGCUUAGUGAAUUUAAAAAGAUUUUAGAGAAUCCAGCACUUUUUCUUAUUUAAUUAAAUUUUUUGUUGUUGUUAAUAUACUCAUAACGGAUGUAUUGUUCGUCUUCUUUACACUGUCUUCUCUAUAUUCACUCAAUAGAAUAUUUAGUAGCAUAACAACAAGUACAUGAAUAGAUAUACAUCCACCCUGCAUCCCCAUCCCAUCCCACUUAUCCACACACACACACACACACUUGAAGAUCAUUGUAAUAUCUGGAUUAGGUGUAAGAUGUAAGUUUUUUGAAAACAAGUUUAUUACAACAUUAGUUAUCGUAUCUCUUGUUGCUAGGAUUGUCCACUUAAUGUAUCUUUCUUUACUAUUCUGUUUUUGUUGUUCACUUUGAAAUGUAACCUUAGACUAUAGUUAUUUAUACAGGGAAUUUUUUUAUUUAGAAAAUUGAAUUGUAUAUCAUGCAUGAUUAUACUAUGUGUUAUUAAAUUUUCUAUUAUAUGCGUGUGUGUGUAUAUAUAUACGAAGGUGGUGUAUUUCUUUCCUUUUUUUGUAGCUAUGUAAAUAAACGUACACAUGUUUGUAUUGGUUCAAAUUGUUAUGAUAUCAUACAUAUACAUAUAUCACAGUAACGAAAUAGUCAAGGUAGUAGAUACGAUAGUGGAAAAAAUGAAGUAUAAUUAAUAUGAUUUGAGAGGAAAGAAUGAACUUGUAGAGUAAAGAUUAUGAAAUACUUUUGGAACUUAACAUUUUGAGUAGAAG